CUCAUUCUUCUCCCCCGCCCCGCGUCGCGUCACAUUGAGCGGGGCUGCCGCGAUACAACUAUUGAUUUCAUCUCUUUCUCUCUCUCUCUCGGUCGCCCCCUCCCUCUCUCUCUCUCUCUCUCUCUCUCUCUCUCUCUCUCUCUCUCUCUCUCUCUCUCUCUCUCUCUCUCUCUCUCUCUCUCUCUCUCUCUCUCUCUCUCCAUCACUUCUUCUCAGCUUUUCUUCAAGUGCUGCAGAGAGACGCGCUGCUGCUGCAUUGUGAGGAGAGAGAAAAAAACGCUAAAGGAAGAUCUGCGUUCCCGCGCUCGGAUAGCCGCGCGCCCGUGAACUCUGGACUCACAAACAAAUGAAAACCUGCCUGUGUUUGUUUCUCCCACAGUGAAUGAAGCGGUCAGUCCGAAGGAAACGUCACACUCUCCUGUCCGUCUCUAAACCAGCCUUCAGUGAACUUAAACUCGGCCUGUAAAACUCACGUUUGAUUCCUGCAACCAUCCACAUCAGUGAAGAUGGAGGACCCGUACAGAGAAAGGACGUCUCUGGCCAAAGGCGCUCGCGACAUCGCCAAAGAGGCGAAACGGCACGCCGUAAAGAAGGUCGGGAAAGUGGUGGACCGAGCCUCGGACGAGUACGCCUCGGGACGCAACUACAGCCGCUUCGAGAACGACGAAGACGAGGGUGUGAACGAAGACGGUUACAACUAUCAGGACGGUGGAGCUCAGCGAGACGAGGACGAGGGCUCCAGCGACGCCACCGAGGGCCACGACGACGAGGACGAGAUCUACGAGGGCGAGUACCAGGGCGUGCCGGCGGGGGGCGGGGCUUCAGGGGGGCGGGGCCAGCUGGCGGCAGAUGGAGUGAAGGAUAAGCGAGAGCUGGAGAAGGAGAGAGAGGCGGAUGAGGAGGAGCUGGCGCAGCAGUACGAGCUCAUCAUCCAGGAGUGUGGACACGGGCGCUUCCAGUGGCAGCUGUUCUUCGUGCUGGGCCUGGCGCUCAUGUCUGACGGCGUGGAGGUGUUCGUCGUGGGCUUCGUGCUGCCCAGCGCCGAGACCGACAUGUGUGUGCCGAACUCAGGAGCCGGGUGGCUGGGCAGUGUGGUGUAUCUGGGAAUGAUGGUGGGAGCGUUCUUCUGGGGCGGUCUGUCAGAUAAGGUGGGCCGACGGCAGUGUCUGCUGGUGUGUAUGUCAGUCAACGGCUUCUUCUCCUUCCUCUCGUCCUUCGUUCAGGGCUACGGCACCUUCCUCUUCUGCAGGAUGCUCUCGGGAUUCGGGAUUGGCGGGGCGGUUCCCAUCGUGUUCUCGUACUUUGCGGAGUGUCUGGCCCGUGAGAAGCGCGGGGAACACCUGAGCUGGCUCUGCAUGUUCUGGAUGGUGGGCGGGAUCUACGCCUCGGCCAUGGCCUGGGCCAUUAUACCACACUAUGGCUGGAGCUUCAGUAUGGGUUCAGCGUAUCAGUUCCACAGUUGGCGUGUGUUUGUGGUGGUCUGCGCGCUGCCCUGCGUCUCUGCGGUCGUUGCGCUCACGUUCAUGCCGGAGAGUCCACGCUUCUACCUGGAGAUGGGAAAACAUGACGAGGCGUGGAUGGUGCUCAAACAGAUUCAUGACACUAACAUGCGUGCGCGCGGAGAGCCGGAGAAAGUCUUCACUGUGAACCGGAUCAAGAUCCCGAAACACCUGGAUGAGCUGGUGGAGAUGCAGUCGGAGUCGGCAAACCCUGUGCUCAAAGUCUUAUUCCGGAUCAAGUGUGAACUGCACGGAAUCUGGCUCACGUUCAUGAAGUGCUGGGAUUACCCCGUCAGGGACAACACUGUGAAGUUGGCCAUCGUGUGGUUCUCGCUGUCGUUUGGGUACUACGGUCUGUCUGUCUGGUUCCCUGACGUCAUCAAGCACCUGCAGGCGGAUGAAUACGCUUCCCGCGUGAAGAUCCACAACAACGAGAGAACCGAAGAUUUCACCUUUAAUUUCACCCUGGAGAACCAGAUCCAUAAAAACGGAGUGUUUAUCAACGACAGGUUUAUUGGGAUGAAGUUUAAGGCGGUGACUUUCAUCGACUCCAGCUUUCAGAGCUGCUACUUUGAGGACGUCAGCUCCGUCGGGUCCGUCUUCAGAAACUGCACCAUCAUAGACGGGUUCUUCUAUAACACAGAUAUCGACGACUCAAAAUUCAUCGGCUCCUCUGUGAUCAACUCCACGUUUGCGCACAACAAGACCGGCUGUCAGAUGACGUUUGAUGACGACUACAGCGCGUACUGGGUGUAUUUCAUCAACUUCCUGGGAACGCUGGCCGUGUUGCCAGGCAACAUUGUCUCCGCCCUCCUCAUGGAUAAAGUGGGCCGUUUGAGCAUGUUAGGCGGCUCGAUGGUGUUGUCCGGCAUCAGUUGUUUCUUCCUGUGGUUCGGCACCAGUGAGUCCAUGAUGAUCGCGAUGCUCUGCCUUUAUAACGGACUCAGUAUAUCAGCCUGGAACUCACUGGACGUGGUGACGGCCGAACUCUAUCCCACCGACAGGAGAGGAACUGGAUUCGGCUUCUGUAAUGCCAUGUGUAAACUGGCCGCCGUCUUGGGGAAUGUAAUAUUUGGUUCGUUGGUGGGAAUCACGAAAUCGAUCCCGAUCCUGUUGGCGUCGACUGUGCUGGUCGGCGGAGGCCUGGUGGGUCUGAGACUACCCGACACCCGCUCCAACGUCCUCAUGUGACCCCACUACACCUGUGACCUCUGACCCCUGAGCCGCCACGGAAACACGCUCAGGGUGCAGGAGGAGCCAGCGGCUGUGAUGCGUUUGCUUUCUUUAUUCAUUUAAACUCUGUUGUUUGUUUACUUAUAAACGAUUAUUUAUGGAUUUAUUUUAUUGGUUUAGCUUUCGACUUGCCCAGUUUAGAUUAAAACUAGAUC
Rhinichthys klamathensis goyatoka is the source of this 2887-nucleotide messenger RNA. RefSeq names its product synaptic vesicle glycoprotein 2C-like. The transcript is spliced from 13 exons. The record is from RefSeq and is a predicted model, not a curated record. Lineage: Eukaryota; Metazoa; Chordata; Actinopteri; Cypriniformes; Leuciscidae. Gene Ontology annotation, molecular function: transmembrane transporter activity. Gene Ontology annotation, biological process: chemical synaptic transmission; transmembrane transport. Bases 507 to 2690 code for a protein of 727 amino acids. Gene Ontology annotation, cellular component: membrane.